UUUUGUAUCUUAUCUAAUUAGUCUCUCUACAUCUGUCAAGGAAUUACACCAUUAUGUUAAGUUAAGCAAGGACUGUCAGACAGAUAUCGACAUGUGGAUAACAUUCCUUGAUGGCUGGAAUGGUGUAUCAUUUUUCUAUGAUGACCAAUAGGGCUGUGGAUCGUCAGUGGCGAUCCGAUCCGAUCCGCAAGUCGGGGCUGACGAUUCACAGAUCGAACCACGGAUCACCAGCAACAAUUUGUAAUGAUACAAAAAUGCAAGCCUGUUUUUUUUUUGUACUGUUUUCUUUAUGGAAACUAAGCUUUGCAGUUCUCAUAGUGCUCAGUUUAAUAGUUUUGAAUUAUGUUUAAUGUUUUGCUCAUUAAUUAAAGUCAGGUUUCGUGGGUGGACUUCUGUAAUGUUCAACCAUUCUUCCAGAUGAACGAUAUGACGUCGGUCAUUAAUAUCACAAUAUUUAGUAACAGUUCUGCAUUUUCUGAUCAGCCGUUUCCGCAAGCUAGCGCCAGAUGCCGACCAGAAUCCCACGAAAACACCAGCACUGGCAGAUCUCUAUCUGGGCUAGACAGCACCGUCAAGUACCUCUGGGAAUCGGCCCAUGCACCAGGGACAUUAAGUUUAUAUAGAUCGGCGUACAAACUUUUUAAACUGUUCAUGGAACAAAACUCAUUGUGGCCCGAUAGUAGUGCUACACCGCCACCAAUCAGCAAACAAACAUUAAUUUAUUUUGUUGCUUUCUGUUCUGAAAAAAAUUUAAGGUAUGACACUAUUAAGCAAUAUCUUUCAGGAAUACGUUAUGUUUAUACAUCAUUGACAGAUAUCAGUUCAUUAUGUUAUACUGCAGUAGAGAAAAUUAGGUGCCUUCCAGUAGGGGACUUUGUAUUGCAUGGCAAUACUUCAUUCACUUGUUUGAAAUACAAUGUAAAAUCCCCUUUAUCAAAUCCAGCUGAACUCUUACAGUUACAAAUAGUACUCCGAGGGGUAAAGAAGUCACAGAAUAAUAUGCACAAAGAACGCCUCCCUAUUAUGCAUGAUAUCCUGAAAGAUAUGAUCACAUCUUUAAAAAACGGCUUUCUCGGCCGGUACGAUAGUCUAAUGCUCGCAGCAGCAUGCAGUAUGGCAUUCUUCGGUUUCCUGCGUUGUGGGGAAUUUACAGUUUCUGGAGCUCUAUCCAAAACAGCGACCUAUGCCUUGAAAAUAAAUGACGUCACAUUCGAAAAAGACAAAUCAGGUUAUGUUCUUAAUCUUAAAAACUCUAAAGCAGAUGUUUUCAGGUCUGGGGUGAAGGUAACAAUUGCCGCAACAGGAUCCACUACAUGCCCGCUGCAACUACUAGAUGAAUAUAUCAACUUACAGUUCAAGUGUGGAGCUAGUCUGCACGACCCUCUAUUCAUUAACAGUUGUGGUAAAACUUUAACAAGAGAAUUUUUUAUAACCAGUAUCAGGAAACUGUUAGGUGACAUAGGGAAAACUCCAGAUUUCUAUUCUGGUCAUAGUUUCAGAAUUGGAGCCGCAACAACAGCUGCAAAAGUGGGUAUAGAGGACCAUCUAGUUAAAACACUGGGAAGGUGGACUUCAGGCUGCUACUCCAGAUACAGUAGAACAAACCGGAAGUCCAUACACCAAGCACAAAACACUAUGUGCCGAGUGGAGUCUUAAAGAUAUGAUCGAUUUCAAGGUCUUUUGGUACUCAAGUUUAAUCAUAUUUCCAAAGAUGGCAAGUUAGUAAAUGUGAAGUCAUACACAGAAGUUACGAGUGUUCUUAGUGCUUCUGUUAUAUAAUAUUUAGGAAAGAAGUACGAGUGUUCGUAGUACCUUCUUUUGUUAAUAGAAGUAGGCUUAGGGUUAAUCUCAAAAGUGUACGCAUAUAUAAUAUCAGUUCAGUUCAUUUUCACAUAGAAGUUACGAGUGUUCUUAGUGCUUCUGUUAUACGUAGGAGAAGAGUACGAGUGUUUGUAGUACCUCUUCUAAUUCAGUGUUAGUUGGUCAACAUACAAAUGCAGUAUCGAGUUAUUCGGUCAGUGUCUAGAUGCACCGUGUCCAGACGCAUCAAGGCAAGCGAUAUUUAUUUCUUGGAAGGAGUUUCAGUCCCUUGUUGGGUAGUACUUCUUUUGUUGAUGGUGGUAUCCAUGGAAUUUGCGAACUGACUCUUAACGAGUUUAGCUAUGACUACAGACACUCUUACACUACAGGUGUUAACUGACUCAUAAACUUUUUAUAUAAGAACAUAAAUUCAUGACUGUUACCUUUAGUUGUGGCAUAUUGGCAUAGCACCUUUUUUAGCUCACCUGUCACAAAGUGACAAGGUGAGCUUUUGUGAUCGCGCGGUGUCCGUCGUCCGUCCGUCCGUGCGUGCGUGCGUCCGUAAACUUUUGCUUGUGACCACUCUAGAGGUCACAUUUUUCACGGGAUCUUUAUGAAAGUUGGUCAGAAUGUUCAUCUUGAUGAUAUCUAGGUCAAGUUCGAAACUGGGUCACGUGCCUUCAAAAACUAGGUCAGUAGGUCUAAAAAUAGAAAAACCUUGUGACCUCUCUAGAGGCCAUAUAUUUCAAAAGAUCUUCAUGAAAAUUUGUCAGAAUGUUCACCUUGAUGAUAUCUAGGUCAAGUUCGAAACUGGGUCAUGUGCCGUCAAAAACUAGGUCAGUAGGUCUAAAAAUAGAAAAACCUUGUGACCUCUCUAGAGGCCAUAUAUUUCACAAAAUCUUCAUGAAAAUUGGUCAGAACAUUCAUCUUGAUGAUAUCUAGGUCAAGUUCGAAACUGGGUCACUUGCCAUCAAAAACUAGGUCAGUAGGUCAAAUAAUAGAAAAACCUUGUGACCUCUCUAAAGGCCACAUUUUUCAUGGGAUCUGUAUGAAAGUUGGUCUGAAUGUUCAUCUUGAUGAUAUCUAGGUCUAGUUCGAAACUGGGUCACGUGCGGUCAAAAACUAGGUCAGUAGGUCUAAAAAUAGAAAAACCUUGUGACCUCUCUAGAGGCCAUAUAUUUCAUGAGAUCUUCAUGAAAAUUGGUCAGAAUGUUCACCUUGAUGAUAUCUAGGUCAAGUUCGAAAGUGGGUCACGUGCCCUCAAAAACUAGGUCAGUAGGUCAAAUAAUAGAAAAACCUUGUGACCUCUCUAGAGGCCAUAUUUUUCAUGGGAUCUGUAUGAAAAUUGGUCUGAAUGUUCAUCUUGAUGAUAUCUAGGUCAGUUUCGAAAGUGGGUCACGUGCCGUCAAAAAUUAGGUCAGUAGGUCAAAUAAUAGAAAAACCUUGUGACCUCUCUAAAGGCCAUAUUUUUCAUGGGAUCUGUAUGAAAGUUUGUCUGAAUGUUCAUCUUGAUGAUAUCUAGGUCAGGUUCGAAACAAGGUCAUGUGCGGUCAAAAACUAGGUCAGUAGGUCUAAAAAUAGAAAAACCUUGUGACCUCUCUAGAGGCCAUACUUGUGAAUGGAUCUCCAUAAAAAUUGGUCAGAAUGUUCACCUUGAUGAUAUCUAGGUCAGGUUUGAAACUGGGUCACAUGCCUUAAAAAACUAGGUCAGUAGGUCAAAUAAUAAAAAAACCUUGUGACCUCUCUAGAGGCCAUACUUUUCAUGGGAUCUGUAUGAAAGUUGGUCUGAAUGUUCAUCUUGAUGAUAUCUAGGUCAGCUUUGAAACUGGGUCAACUGCGAUCAAAAACUAGGUCAGUAGGUCUAAAAUUAGAAAAAUCUUUUGACCUCUCUAGAGGCCAUAUUUUUCAAUGGAUCUUCAUGAAAAUUGAUCUGAAUGUUCACCUUGAUGAUAUGUAGGUCAGUUUCGAAACUGGGUCACGUGCGGUCAAAAACUAGGCCAGUAGGUAUAAAAAUAGAAAAACCUUGUGACCUCUCUAGAGGCCAUAUUUUUCAUGAGAUCUUCAUGAAAAUUAGUGAGAAUGUUCACUUUGACGAUAUCUAGGUAAAGUUCAAAACAGGGUCACGUACCUUCGAAAACUAGGUCAAUAGGUCAAAUAAUAGAAAAACCUUGUGACCUCUCUAGAAACCAUAUUUUUCAAUGGAUCUUCUUGAAAAUUGGUCAGAAUUUUUAUCUUGAUAAUAUCUAGGUCAAGUUCAAAACUGGGUCACAUGAGCUCAAAAACUAGGUCACUAUGUCAAAUAAUAGAAAAAACGACUUCAUACUCAAAACUGGGUCAUGUGGGAAGAGGUGAGCGAUUCAGGACCAUCAUGGUCCUCUUGUUUUUGCACACUGCCAGUUCAUAUAUACAGUAUUAUAUUGGUGUAUAAUUAACUCGCACAGAUAAAACAUUCUUUAGUGCUGUACAUUAAACAAUGAAUGUAAAUAUCUCAAGAAUAUGUUUAACGACUGUUCUUAUGAAAUCAUUGAUAUAUGAUGACAUUUUUCACACUGCCACCUCCGUUAUUCAGUUUUUAUACUUGUGCAGAAUUAACUCAUAUUUUUAAGAAUGGUCUGUUAAUGCCGUAAGUUAAACAAUGUAGGCGCACAUCCUAAGAAUAGUUUAUACCAGUCAAACUAGUUAACAACCGUUACCCUCAGUUGCGGCAGCAGUCACAUAUAGUGCAUUUUUACACCCACCUAUGUUACACAGUAUUAUAUGGAUGUAAUUAAUUCAACUGGUAUUUUUUUUUUAAGAAUUAAUGAUUUAAAGGUGGCAUAUUAAAUAGAUAUGUUAAUACUUAAAAACGUUUUAAAAUAAGUGCAUAUUACUUAAUGGCAAUUACUCUUAUUUGGGCAGUAUAGACAUCUUAAUGACAUUUUCACAGUGUCACCUCUGAUAUAUAUCAGUAUUAUAUUAGUGUAGAAUUCAACUAGGAUUUGUUAAAAAUGUGCCUGUAUUGUGGUAUGCUAAAUGAUUUAUGUACAACUUUUAUGAAUUUUUAUAUAAGUACACACAAGUUAAUGACUGUUACCCUUAGUUAUGAAAGUAUUGACAAAUGACACUGUGUACAUUUCCACAUUUGAUUGAUUAUAUUGGUGUAUAAUUCAACUAGAAUGUUCCUUUAGUGUACUAUGUUAAACAAUCUAGGUAAAACUUCUGAAAAUAUUUGAUUUAGGUUCACAUGAGUUAACAACUGUUACCCUUAGUUGUGACAGUACUGUAUUUAUGACAAUUUUGACCAUUGAAUAGCUAUAGGUCACUUGACCUUAAGGCCUGUGAUCAUAAGACAUCAUAAGACGAGUGACAGAAGCCUGCAGUCAGUAGAUGCCAUAAUUAUUUUGGGAUCAGCAUUUCAAAGGUCAAGGUCAAAAUGGCACUGAGGCUUAAAAUUGUUUUCAAACAAUAGCUAGUAUAUGUCUGGACCUUAAUGGUCUAGUUGUAUAAGUGAUUGUUGUCAUAUUACCCCUAUUGUUUUUGGGGGUCAUUAGCAUAAAGGAUAAGGUCACAUUAUACCAGUACUGAAAAUUAUGAUACCAGUUAUCUUCGACAGGCUAUCUUGUCAGUUAUAACAAAUAGAACAACUUUGAACAUCAGUUGUGAAUAGUACACAGAAUGUAAUAGAAAUUUGGAACAACUGAGUGAUUAAUUUGUAAUAAAGUAAAUAAAAUCGGUAAAGCUGUUGUCCCUCAAAUCAAAAAUUAAAAUAGCACCACGAUUACACAGUCUGCAGUAAUCUAGGUCACAGUUUGGUGGAAACAUCUGUCUACAGUAAACCUCACUUAUAAGGAACUCGGAUAUAAGGAACACUCAGUUAUAAGGAACAGUUUUCAGUUCCCCAAUCUAAUUCCUUCUUUAUUCAAUGUAAAAAUCAUCGGUUAUAGGGAAAGCUCGGUUAUAAGGAACACUUUUUAUAGUCCCAAAGUACGAAAUUCAGUGGAAAACCCCUUGGUUAUAAUGAACAAACAUAAAGAAUAAAAAUAAUUGAAAACUGGAAAUAAACAGCAGAAUAGCUGAUGAUGUCAGAGUAACACCAGCACUUUCAUGCAUUUUCUUCACAUGAAUAAACACAAAUUAUUUCAUUUCUAUGAUAUUCAUGGAUACGAUAAAAAGAAAAUAUAUAAUAACAUCAUUAAAAUUUACCAAAUACUAGAAGAUAGUAGACUUAUAUUUACUCAAAAUUAUGUACUAGAGCUACAUGUAUUAGGGUAUUUCAUGUUAUCCUAAACUAAACAGAUGUGCUAAUAAAGCAUGAUUAACAAUGGCAAACAGUCGAGUUUACCAAAUUUUCAAUUGUAAAAAAUAAAGCAGGUGCUAAAAUGGACAGUAGGAAACUAUCGGUAUAAUUUACACUUUAAUCUGUGUGUAUGGCGCCGUUGUCUAGUCGCAAUACACUAUAUGUCAAAACGCCCUACUUUUGAAGCUUAAUGGGUAGGCUAAUUUAACAUUUUUAGCUUGACUAUUCGAAGAAUAAGUAGAGCUAUCCUACUCACCACGGCGUCGGCGUCGGUGUCGGCGUCGGCGUCACACCUUGGUUAAGUUUUUCGUACCAGUCCACAUUUUGACAAAGUCUUUUGAGAUAAAGCUUUGAAACUUUCAACACUUGUUUACCAUUAUCAUGGCCAGUUAUAGGCAAGAGCACAUAACUCCAUCAAUGAUAUUGGCUGAAUUAUGGCCCCUUUUGACUUAGAAAUCAUGGUUAAGUUUUUCGUACCAGUUCAUAUUUUGACAAAGUCUUUUAAGAUAAAGCUUUGAAACUUUCAACACUUGUUUACCAUCAUCAUGGCCAGUUAUAGGCAAGAGUACAUAACUCCAUCAGGGAUUUUGGCUUAAUUAUGGCCCCUUUUGACUUAGAAAUCAUGGUUAAGUUUUUCGUACCAGUUCAUAUUUUGACAAAGUCUUUUAAGAUAAAGCUUUGAAACUUUCAACACUUGUUUACCAUCAUCAUGGCCAGUUAUAGGCAAGAGCACAUAACUUCAUCAAUGAUUUUGGCUGAAUUAUGGCCCCUUUUGACUUAGAAUUCAUGGUUAAGUUUUUCGUACCAGUUCAUAUUUUGACAAAAUCUUUUAAGAUAUAGCUUUGAAACUUUCAACACUUGUUUACCAUCACCAUGGCCAGUUAUAGGCAAGAGUACAUAACUCCAUCAGAGAUUUUGGCUGAAUUAUGGCCCCUUUUGACUUAGAAAUCUUGGUUAAUAUUUCGUACCAGUUCAUAUUUUGACAAAGUCUUUUCAGAUAAAGCUUUGAAACUUUCAACACCUGUUUACCAUCACCAUGUCCAGUUAUAGGCAAGAGUACAUAACUCCAUCAAGGAUUUUGGCUGAAUUAUGGCCCCUUUUGACUUAGAAAUCUUGGUUUAGUUUUUCGUACCAGCUCAUAUUUUUAUAAAGUGUUUGACAUAUGGCUUUGAAACUUUUAUCACUUGUUUAGUAUAAUAGUCUCUAUCUGUAGGAAAUAACUCUGUCGUCUAUUUUGGCUGAAUUAUUGUCCUUUUUGGACUUUGAAAUUGCCUCAUAUAUUGCCAUUUAGUGCAAGACUUAUCGAAAUCAAAGUAAUACAGGAACAUUGUUUGUCUAAUCUAUUUAUUUCUUUAGUCUGAAUAUCCGUGGAAAUAUUUUGACCCCAUUCUUCAAUCAAUUCUUCGAAUAGUCGAGCGCGCUGUCAUCAGACAGCUCUUGUUUAAAUACAAAUUUGAACAGUUAUUUUAUAAUAGUAUUGAUGCCUAUUAACGUCGAGCAAAGUAAGGCAAGUAACUGCAGCAUAUCUUACAGUCAUAAUAAAGCGCUGUCUAAAUAAGAAGAUAGAAACAAUUGACAAAAAUAAACACAAAUUACGGUCAUUCUUACUGACGAACAUUUUGGCUUAGGGUUUAAUGUCGUGUUUCAACAGUAUCUCAGCCAUAUACAUGCAGACUUUACCAUCUCUACAGGAGAGGAUUUGUACUCGACUCUUAAAGAUUGUCACAUAAAGAUUCAUGGGCGGUCCGGGGUAUGAGAGUAAGCCCUUUUCAAACGUUAGUCAAAUAGUGUUUGCUAUACAAAUUGUGUUUGUUAUUCAAACCUUGGUUACAAGGAACUAGUUAGCUAUACGGAUACAAGGACCCUCGGUUAUAAGGAACAAUUUUUAGAGGUCCAGAGCUGUUCCUUAUAAGCGAGGUUUACUGUAUUUUAUAUUUGCAGAUGGACAGAAGAAGAGUGUUACACCAAUAUUUUCAUGUCCAUGUUACACAAAUGGUAUGCAUACAAUUGAUUGGAGAGAACUCUUCCAGGUUAGAGGAAGUUGAAAAUGACUGCCUAGUGUUUUUGAUGAGUUAACUCGGAAAUAUGUUCAAGUUCAAGCUCCAGCUAUUGUGUUAAUGAAUGUUGAGGGUAUAGCUGUAAGCUUGAGCCCAGUCCUUCUGACCUGGUUCAACUACUAGCCUGUAACCAGAAUAGUACAGUCCAGUCUACAGUUGCAUGCUUUUGGAUAAGGUAUGAAUAUGCAGGAGAGAGGUAUGAACCUGCAGACAAUAGCAGGAGAGUGGUAUGCACAUGAAGAACAGAGGUAUGAAGAUGCUAUGAGAAAGAUAUGAAUAAGCAGAGAGUGAGAUGAACUUGCAGCAAGUAGGAAGCCAGAGGAAUGAACAUGCUGUGAGUGAGGUAUGAACAUGCAGAGAGAGGUAUGAACAUGCUUGAAGUGCGGUAUGAAUAUGCAAGAGAGAGGUAUGAGCAUGUUGGGAGUGAGGUAUGGACAUAACAGAGAGAGAUAUGAACGCACUGGGAGAGAGGUAUGCACAUGCUUGGAGAGAGGUAUGCACAUGCUUGGAGAGAGGUAUGCACAUGCUUGGAGAGAGGUAUGUACAUGCUUGGAGAGAGGUAUGCACAUGCUUGGAAAGAGGUAUGCACAUGCUUGGAAAAAGGUAUGCACAUGCUGGAAGAGAGGUAUGUACAUGCUGUGAGAGAGGUAUGUACAUGCUGGGAGAGAGGUAUGCACAUGCUGUGAGAGAAAUAUGCACGUGCUGGGAGUGAGGUAUGCACAUGCUGGGAGAGAGGUUUGACAUCCUGGGAGAGAGGUAUGCACAUGCUGGGAGAGAGGUAUGUACAUCCUGGGAGAGAGGUAUGUACAUGCUUGGAAAGAGGUAUGCACAUGCUUGGAAAAAGGUAUGUACAUGCUGGGAGAGAGGUAUGCACAUGCUUGGAGAGAGGUAUGCACAUGCUUGGAGAGAGGUAUGCACAUGCUUGGAGAAAGGUAUGCACAUGCUUGGAGAGAGGUAUGCACAUCCUGGGAGAGAGGUAUGCACAUGCUGGGAGAGAGGUAUGCACAUGCUGGGAGAGAUGUAUGAACAUGCAAGAAAAGCGGUAUGAACAUACUGGUAGAGAGAUAUGAACAUACAAGUGGGACAUAUAAGCAUGUUUGGAGAGAGGUAUGAAUUUGUAGGAGAAAGUUAUGAACAUGCAGUAGAGAGGUAUGAACAUACAGUAAGAAAGGUAUGGGUAUGACAGUAGAAGGUGAGAGGUAAGAACCUGAGCCAAUAGAAGGAAAGAGGUAUGAACAUACAAAGUGAGAGGUAUGACCAUGCAGAGGGGUGGUAUGAACCAGCAUUCAAUAGGAGAGAUAUAUGAACAUGCAGGGAGAAAAAAAUUAAACAACAAUGAAACUUUUGCCAAUAUAUUCACAUGGUCUUUAAGUUUAUACCAGUUUAUUAUAAUGUGUAGCUUGAUUUUAAAGAAUUUAUAAAUCUUUCACUAGCUGCAGGUGCAGAUGGGAAUAUCCAACUCAAGUGUAACAGCUACCCAACAGCCAAGUGUUUCUAUCUGCUUCCAGACAUAGAGCUUUAUUUCUUGCAUAUCAUAUUCUACAAAUUGUAAUGGAAGAAUUACCUGAAGGUCAAACUGCUGAAUACUAGACUGCUGUGAUAUGAUAUCUGAAUGAAAAAGCAUUUCUGGACAAAACCAUAAAAUUUGAUGCAUGUAUGCAAUUUUAAACAAUUAUUAGCUCACCUGUCACAGUGACAAGGUGAGCUUUUGUGAAAAUCUUUUUCUUCAGAACCACUGGGCAGAUUUAUACCAAACUUCACAGGAAUGAUCAUUGGGUGGUCCUCUUUCAGAAUUGCCAAACGAAUUUGAUUCCAUUUAGAACUCUGGUUGCCAUGGCAACCAAAAAGAAAAACUUUGAAAAUGAUUUCUUGUCAGAAAUUGUAACCCGGAUUUCAAAAAUAUUUCAUGGAAAUGAUCUCUGGGUGACCCUCUACCAAAAUUGCCUUAGCCAUUCUGUUACGGUUAAAAGCAAGUUCCUCUACCAAGUUAGUUCAGAUUAUCCCCCUUGGGUCAAAUAUGGCCCUGCCCUUUGGUCAUAUGGUUUACAUAGACUUAUUUAGGAAAAACUUUGGCCAACUCUGUAUUGAAACAGCUGAAAAUAUUUCAAAUUGUUCAGAAUAAUGUCCAAUUUGUAAUAGGAAUUUUGAAUAUAUUUGUUUUAGUUUGCCUGUUGUCUGAAAGCCUUGAGUAUGAAAACAUGUCUUUUUUGUUGGAGUCUCUUUUUAUCAAUUUACAAUGUUUGAUUUGUGUUUUACAGGUUCACUUCUUGAGAGCAGGCAGCUACAUAAGGUCAACAAAACCAGUAUACUUGAAAAGCAAGAAACACCAGGAAAUAUGAAAAGACAGAAGAACAAGGGAACUUGAAUAAAAAAAAAAACUUUUAAAGAUAGGAAUUCAGGAUAUACUUAGAAAUUAAAUUUAUUUUGAGAACAGCAGUGAUUGACUAAGCUCUUACUGUAAGAGAUAAAGUGGUUUUGUUAUGCUCAUAAAACAUACAAAAGUUUCAUUAAUUUUAUUUUAGAUAAUUGUUUUCUGGUUUAUUUUACAAAGCUUGUUUACUAAUUAACAUAGUUAUAUUUAAGUAAUAUUUUCCAUGAAAUUUUAAAGUGAAUAUUUUGUUAUACUCCCACAAAACAAAAUUUAAGGGGUAGUAAGUUUGUCUGUCUUUCAGACCCUUGGUUUUCAUGGUUUCCAGAUGGUAACUCAAGAAAAGCUUGACCGAUUUAAAUAUUUUUGGUACACAGGUGUAACAUCAGGAAAGGUCAAGUUCGACUUUGGGGUCAGUAGGUCAAAGGUCAAGGUCACAGUGACCCUGAACAGUUAAAUGGUUUCCAGAUGAUAACUUGAGAAUGCUUUGGCCUAGGAUCAUAGAUUUUGUAACACAGGUGUAUCAUGAUAAGAUGAAGUGUUGGCUAGUGAUGCACACUUAAAAUUUAAUGUUUAUGUUCAUUUUCUGUUCUCUGGGAAGUUCAACAUUAUAUUUCAGGUAAAGGAGAUGAUAAAACAAUGAUUACAUUAAAAACAUAGUUGAUUUUAGAAAAUGCAGUUAAUUUUUCAUUUAAUUUUAAUUUUAGAAGUUUUCUUACUUUGAUGAAAUGUAUUGUUUUUAAUGGUAUGUUAGUUAACAGUAGUAUAUUC
Molecule: messenger RNA, 11272 nt
Organism: Mercenaria mercenaria
Lineage: Eukaryota; Metazoa; Mollusca; Bivalvia; Venerida; Veneridae
Exons: 4
Coding region: 418-1656 (412 amino acids)
Biological process (GO): DNA integration; DNA recombination
Molecular function (GO): DNA binding
Source: RefSeq, a predicted model, not a curated record